Vigna unguiculata (cowpea) is the source of this 1086-nucleotide messenger RNA. Its product is annotated as rac-like GTP-binding protein RAC1. Gene Ontology annotation, biological process: small GTPase-mediated signal transduction. Lineage: Eukaryota; Viridiplantae; Streptophyta; Magnoliopsida; Fabales; Fabaceae. The record is from RefSeq and is a predicted model, not a curated record. Gene Ontology annotation, molecular function: GTPase activity; GTP binding.
CAAAUACUAACUGCCAAAUGGUCCUUUUGUGCUGUUGUGUGGCUCAAUCACAGUAGUUAGAGUCCGUGUUUCCAACCUUUUCUUUACCCCCUUCUCUUUUCUUCUUUAUUUCUUUUGAAUUUGAUUCUGCAAAGUUCAAUUCAAUUCAAUAUAAUUUUCCCUCUACGUUUGUGUCUGCAAUUGCAUAUAACGAUUAGGGUUCAUGCUACACUGACCUCGGUUUCGGUGUUUCAAGUUCAGACACAUUCUUGUCUGCGUACACCAUUCAUCUGAAAAUGAGUGCGUCCAGAUUCAUAAAGUGCGUCACCGUUGGUGACGGUGCUGUCGGCAAAACCUGCUUGUUGAUCUCCUACACCAGCAACACUUUCCCCACGGACUACGUGCCCACCGUGUUUGACAAUUUCAGUGCUAAUGUUGUUGUGGAUGGAAGCACCGUAAAUCUGGGUUUGUGGGAUACAGCUGGUCAGGAGGAUUAUAAUAGAUUAAGACCCUUGAGCUACCGAGGAGCUGACGUUUUUAUACUUGCCUUUUCUCUCAUUAGCAAGGCUAGCUAUGAAAAUAUUGCUAAGAAGUGGAUCCCUGAACUAAGGCAUUACGCCCCUGGCGUUCCAAUAAUUCUCGUCGGAACCAAGUUAGAUCUUCGGGAAGAUAAGCAUUUUUUUAUGGAUCACCCUGGUGCUGUUCCAAUCACUACAGCCCAGGGAGAAGAAUUGAAAAAACUGAUUGGUGCUCCAGCUUACAUUGAGUGUAGUUCAAAAACACAACAGAAUGUGAAAGCUGUCUUUGACGCUGCCAUCAAGGUGGUUCUCCAACCACCAAAGCAAAAGAAAAAGAAGAGGAAGGCACAAAAAGCUUGCUCCAUAUUAUGAUCGAGAAUCAGAAAUUAAUAUUAGGCAGUGACUGUCUGACCAACUCUUACUGCUGCAUCUCAUCAAUUUGUAUUGUUUUGUUCCUUGUCCUCCCUUUGAAGCAAGCAGGAGGCUAUGUACAGUUUGAACUUGUAUUGUUUGGAUCAUUCCUCAUUUCAUAUUUUGUAACCACAAUCAACUUAAUUAUAUAACUGUCAAUUUCCUUUCGUCUUUUUCU